AAUGUUAUAAGACUCGCCUGGUUAUCACAACUCCACGAAAAACUCAGAAAAUCAAAAUGGCCAUGAUUACGCGCAACACCGCCACGCGCCUCCCUCUCCUCCUCCAAUCUCACCGCGCCGCAGCCGCUGUCUCUCACCUCCACACAUCCCUUCCCGCUCUCUCCCCCGCGACGACACCGACUUCCUACACCAGACCAGGUCCUCCUUCGACCACCGCUCCUCCGCCGGGUCUCUCGAAGACGGCGGAGUUCGUGAUCUCAAAGGUAGAUGACCUGAUGAACUGGGCCCGUAGGGGAUCGAUCUGGCCCAUGACCUUCGGGCUCGCCUGCUGCGCCGUGGAGAUGAUGCAUACCGGUGCGGCUCGCUACGAUCUGGACCGGUUCGGAAUCAUAUUCAGGCCGAGUCCUCGCCAAUCGGAUUGUAUGAUUGUCGCCGGGACGCUUACUAACAAGAUGGCUCCCGCUCUUCGCAAGGUGUAUGACCAGAUGCCCGAGCCAAGGUGGGUGAUUUCAAUGGGAAGCUGUGCCAACGGGGGUGGAUACUACCACUACUCCUACUCGGUCGUUCGAGGGUGCGACAGAAUUGUGCCAGUGGACAUAUACGUCCCUGGGUGCCCUCCAACAGCUGAGGCUCUGCUCUACGGACUCCUCCAGCUUCAGAAGAAAAUCAACAGGCGCAAGGAUUUCUUGCACUGGUGGAACAAGUGAACAAGU
Molecule: messenger RNA, 713 nt
Organism: Brassica napus (rape)
Lineage: Eukaryota; Viridiplantae; Streptophyta; Magnoliopsida; Brassicales; Brassicaceae
Product: NADH dehydrogenase [ubiquinone] iron-sulfur protein 7, mitochondrial
Exons: 2
Coding region: 57-707 (216 amino acids)
Biological process (GO): aerobic respiration; mitochondrial respiratory chain complex I assembly; electron transport coupled proton transport
Molecular function (GO): quinone binding; 4 iron, 4 sulfur cluster binding; NADH dehydrogenase (ubiquinone) activity
Source: RefSeq, a predicted model, not a curated record